ACGCCUUUCUUGGGAAAUAAUUCGUAUGAGGUACUGCUAUAUGGUUUUCUCAUGCAUUUAUUCUGCAACUAAUCUGCGCCUAAUUUUUAUGCCAUGAAUCUUUCUGCAUUGCGAUUGUCAGUGCUUCAAUAUCCAUUUUUGUAUUGUGCUGCUUUUCCGCCUGUUUAUUUUUGUUUAAUCUUGUUCGAGAAGGUGGGGAUUUUCGGUAUUUGUUGGGAUUCAUUGUCUGGUGUGGAAGUUUAACAAUUAAUAUUUAGGAUCUGAUUGAGCCUUAAUUGAUAAUGGCUAAGGAGAUGACGAGUUAAAAAAAAAAAUUGUUUGUACUUUCUUAGGGAUUUGAACGUAAUAAGCUCUGUUUUUUCAUGUUAUCUCUUCUUUAUUCAGGAAGAUAUGCUCAAUUUUUAUGGUGUUUACAGUGAUCAAGAUACUAAGACAUAAACAAGAAAGAGAGAUUUAUUGAUUGGAAAAUGGGGGGCGGAUCUGAAACAUUUCAUAUUGAAGAGGAGAAGCUGGAGAAGGAAAAGAUUCAUUUUAGGGCUGAGAGCAAAAUUGAAAAGCAUGGUGAAGCAGAAGAAAAGACUAAGGUGGAGGUUGAAGUUGAAGCUAAAUCAGUGGUGACAGACAAGCCAACACAUGUAACGGAGAAGAAAGAAGAUGAGCAGGAUAAGAAGAAAGAUGAGAAGGAUAAAGAGAAGAAGAAGAAGAAGAAGAAGAAAGAGAAGAAAUCUGGAGAAGAAUCCAAUGAGGAGGUGGAGAAAGAGAAAAGUGAAGUAGAAGAAGGCGACGAGGGGAAGAAAAAGAAGAAAGAUAAAGACAAGAAACACAAGAAGGAUAAAGAGGAGGAAGAUGAAGAGAAAAAGAAAGACAAAGAAGUGAAGAAGAAAGACAAAUCAUCCAAAGAUGUGGAAGGUUCUGCAGGAGAAUCGAAUGAAGAAAAUGAGGGUGAAGGUUGUGAAAAAGAGAAGAAGAAGAAGAAAGAUAAGAAAAAGAAACACAAGGAGGGAGACAGAGAAGCCGAGAUUCAAGGGGAAAAAGAGUUGGAAGGAGAAUCCGAGAAAGAGAAGAAGAAAGGGAAGGGCAAAAAUGAGGAUGAGAAGAAGAAAAAAGAUAAGAUGACUGAAGGGAAGGGAUCAGAAGGGCAAGUUAGUGAAGAAAUCUCAGAUGAAAAAGGAAAGGAGGCAAAGAAGAAGAAAUGUGGUAAGGGCAAGGAAGAGGAGAAAGGGAAGAAAAAGAAAUCCAAAGGAAAAGAAGGAAAAUCUGAUCAAGAAACAGAGGAGAAGGCGGGGGUCGAAUCUGAAAUUGCCACCAGGGAUGUUCACAUAGAAGGAAACGGAGAAGAGAUGACCAACAAUGAAUCUGGGCACAAAAAGAGAGAGAAGACAAGAAGAAAAUGAAGAAUGAGAAGAAACAAAGAUUUGAAGAGAAGUACAAUGCGAGGGACCUUGAUAAGCUGAAAACAAAACUUGACAAGAUAAACUUUAAGAUUGAGAGUCUUCUUGAGAAAAAAGCCGACAUCAUGAGACUGAUAAAGGAAGCUGAGGAUAAAAAAACUGUCAGUGGUAAGGAUGCAGCAGGAGAUGAAGGCAAAGAAAAACUAACUACAGUUGAGGUAGCUUAGACAAUAGUGUGUUUUUGUAAACUAUACUAUCGUAUCUGUAUUACUUUUAAAGCUUUACAUACUUAUUGUCAUUACGUGUGAUUUUGGUGUGUUUGAAUAUAAGCUAGAGAGAGAUUUUGUGUAUCAUAUUGAGAGAUAUUUGUGUAAAGGAAGAUCAAAGCUUCCAUAGACCUUCUUCAUAUAUUUAUACACUGAUAGGGUUACAUCGGC
Molecule: messenger RNA, 1828 nt
Organism: Salvia miltiorrhiza (redroot sage)
Lineage: Eukaryota; Viridiplantae; Streptophyta; Magnoliopsida; Lamiales; Lamiaceae
Exons: 2
Coding region: 468-1394 (308 amino acids)
Source: RefSeq, a predicted model, not a curated record